AUGGGCAAGAGCAAGGCCAAGAGGUUUCGGAGCGCCCCGUUCUCCCCAGCCGGCCCGCAGCGGGCGGCUGGCGGGGAGGGGCCGGCCGGGGAAGACGGCGAUGGAGGCUCCUCUGCCGCUGAGCUCCUGGAGAAACUGCAGCAUCCAAGUGCUGAUGUAAGAGAGUUUGCCUGUGCCAGCAUUUCCAAAAUGUUGCAGCAGAAGCAUGCAAUCCCAGCCUUUCUGCAGAGAGAUGUUGUCCGGUGUUUGGGUCCCAUGUUGCUUGAUCAAAGUUUAGCUGUUCGUGAGACAGCUGCGGGAGCUCUCCGAAAUCUCAGUGCUUGUGGAGGAUUUGAAGUUUGUGAUGACAUGGUGACUAAAGAUAUCAUGACACCCCUUGUAGCGCUUUUGAAAGAGUGCAGUGCUGGACUAGAGACCAACGAGGUCUCCCCCACGAAAUGCAAAGAAACAAAGAAAAAUUGUGUUGAAGACAUAGCCAAUGAGGCUGUUAAUGUGCUGUGGAAUGUAUGUGAGUGCAAUGGUACGGCAGUAUCUGUAUUUAAUAAAGAAGGGUGCUUGGAUGUUGUGUUACAAUAUUUGAAGAAAUUUUCCACAAACGUAGAUCUGGCUAUCUCAGUAGCACAUUGCUUGCAGACAGUGACGGAAGAUAACCCAGAGCUGCUUUCUUCUUUCAAUGCUUCUGCACACCAAGUAUUGGAAUCCAUAAUGUUGUCCCAAGACAAUACCAUGGAGCAUAUCCUUUUAAGGACAUUGUUGGCAGGCUCUGUCUGGAAUAUAAAGGACACCAUUCCAUCCAGUAGCCAGGCAAACACAAUUAAUGCUAUCCUGAAGAUUUUCUCAGAAUCACUAGUGGUGGAUGCUGGUGAAACAGUUAUUCACAUGAAGGAAGCUGAAACACAAAGGUUAAAACUCACUGCAGAGGCAGAAACUGAGGAGAAUGUGGGUGAUACAAUAGACAACUCUGUAUUGAAUGAAGAUGAUGAAAUGGAAGAACCACCUAAAGGAAAAGUCAAAAGAGAAAAUGACAUUUCAGAUCUACUUCCAUCUGAUAAGUGGGAGCUGAAACAAGUGACAGCCUUACUGAUGGCUCAGCAGACUGCCCUGGAAAUCAUUGUUAAUAUGUGCUGCAGUGAAGAUCCCUCUGAUGACGAAUGGGAAGAACUCUCCAGCAGUGAUGAGAGUGAUCUGUUUAUGGAGAACUCCUACGAUGAGGGAAGUGGGCCGCCCAUGUCACCCCUUUGCCUCUCUGCCGAGGUUCACGCAGCACUCAUGAACAACCUCAUUCCAAAGAAGAUUCUUGAAAAAACCGCUUUUCCGAACACUGUUGCUGUAGACAUCUGUACACACAGUCCAUCUUGGAAGCCGUUAAUUAGAAAAAUGAACACGGUGCAGUGCAGAGCUCUAACGUGUCUCCACAGCAUUCUGUUAGUAUCCGAUGUGGAUUGUCUUGGAGGAGCUUCAACACUUCAGUCACUUGCACAGCACCUCUCCCAGCUAGUUUUUUCUCAACCAGAAUUUCCUACACACACUGAAUUCCUGGAAGCCGUAACUAGUGCUAUGAGGGCUCUCUUGCAAACAAUGGCAUCAAAGAAUAUAUCUCAGUGUAUUUCUCCUGAGCAGCUGAUGACUUUAUGUGAAGCUGGUGUUCAUAGCAGUAAUAUCAGUGUUAGAGUAAAUGUAGUUAGCAUCCUGGGAAUUGCUGGCAGCGUGCUGGCAAAAAUAGAAGAUACAGCUGAAACACUAAAGAUGAUUGGAAAAUUUCUUCUUGAGGUUGCUAUGAAGGAUUCUUCUCUUGUGGUAGCUGGAGAAGCUCUGGAUGCUCUCUUUGAUGUUUUUGCAGAUGGGACAGAGGCUGAAAAAGCAGCAGUUCAGAUUAAAUUGCUCCCUGCACUGAAAGAAUUCCAGCCAGUCUUCAAAAUAAGGAUGCGGAAAGAAGGAAAAGGACAGUACAGUACAGAUCAGUUGUGUGUUCUUGACAAUGUAAAAAUGAAUUUGAGAAGAUUCAUUGCCUAUCAAGAGACAUUAGGGGGAAAAAAGACUACUUGAAACGAACUUUAAAUUAAGGUUUUCUUUAUUGAUUGUCAAAUAUAUACGUUUU
This is a messenger RNA of Emys orbicularis (European pond turtle), 2098 nucleotides long. It is a transcript of the gene HEATR3, whose product is annotated as HEAT repeat containing 3. Gene Ontology annotation, biological process: protein import into nucleus; ribosomal large subunit biogenesis. Bases 1 to 2046 code for a protein of 681 amino acids. The transcript is spliced from 15 exons. NCBI's taxonomy places the organism in Eukaryota, Metazoa, Chordata, Testudines, Emydidae. The record is from RefSeq and is a predicted model, not a curated record.